Messenger RNA from Sphaerodactylus townsendi, 2932 nucleotides. Its product is annotated as probable low-specificity L-threonine aldolase 2. Gene Ontology annotation, molecular function: L-allo-threonine aldolase activity. The transcript has 7 exons. Gene Ontology annotation, cellular component: cytosol. Gene Ontology annotation, biological process: L-threonine catabolic process; glycine biosynthetic process. Bases 265 to 1998 code for a protein of 577 amino acids. NCBI's taxonomy places the organism in Eukaryota, Metazoa, Chordata, Lepidosauria, Squamata, Sphaerodactylidae. The record is from RefSeq and is a predicted model, not a curated record.
UGAUGUGCUUUUCAAUCAGCCUGCCAAGAGAGCGAGUGAUUUUGAGACGCUGAGAAAUUCACGCCAUGCCAUCUCACCCUUUUUCCUAAACUCCCCGCUGAAAACUACAAUGCCCAGAAUGCUGUACGUGAGAGGUGACAAAACCGCGGCGCCCGGAAGGCUGCUGGGAGUCGUAGUUCGGUAUCCCAGGGAAGGCGUGGAUUCUCUUUGGUCUCUCCUCGUCCGGGGAAAGGAAAGGGGCGGGGGGCUGAAACAACAUCAGAAAUGCUGCUGUUGAGCGGAAAGGUCGGCUCGUGGGGGAGCGGUGCUCUGCGCAAGGACCUCCGUGCCCUCCUCUGCUCAUGUCGCGCACACGUUGCCAGCCAAGGCAAAGUUGAUCGUGGCAUCGGCAGCCCCACUCAUUGCCGUGAAUUCCGCGAUCGUGGCCGCCAGUCCACGCGUUGGUGCAGAGGGUUAGGGGGGACUACUACUCCAUAUUGGCACCCGGGUGUGGGCACCACCCGGAAUCUAGCUUACCGUUGUUGCUACGAAUUUAAAGGCCGCCCGAUAGGACAUGAGCUCCAGUGUCGCUACCAGGAAGUGAGUGCGUGCCUUACUCUGUCUGAAUGUUGUCAACAAGGUGUGGGUGCCCUUUGGAUCCAGAAGAAUCAGAACCAGGCUUUCAAUGGGACCUUAGCCCAUCCCAACUCUAAAUGGCAAAGUAUCAGUGCCAUCCCCAAGCGUUCUUGGCUCUCUAGAAUCGAUGCAAGGUGUCACAGCCAAACUGUGGCUAGCCAGCAUGGUACUCUUCUACCCUGGUGGCGCCCACGGCAUGCUGCCUUUGCUCCUGCUUGCAGGAUCGGUGCUCACAGUUAUCGAACAGGUCCCCUCGCAGAAGCUGAGCAUCAUGUGGUGGAUCUGCGCAGUGAUACAGUGACUCGGCCCAGCUCUGAAAUGAGGCAAGCUAUGGCCCAGGCAGAGGUGGGAGACGAUGACUACGGGGAGGACCCCACAGUCAAUGAGCUGCAGAGUUUAGUUGCUGACCUCCUGGGAAAGGAAGAAGCUUUAUUUGUACCCACGGCCACCAUGGCUAAUCUCAUUGCUGUCAUGUGUCACUGUCGCAGGCGAGGAGCACAGCUUCUGCUUGGGAGGGAGGCCCAUAUCCAUAUUUUUGAGCAUGGAGGGGUUGCACAGGUGGCUGGAGUCCAUUCAGAGACAUUGCAGGACCUGCCAGAUGGGACUAUAAGUCUUGAUGAACUGGAGCAUAAGAUCCAGCAGACCUAUAGAAGUCAGUACCACCCUCGGCCUGAGCUUAUCUGCCUUGAGAAUACACAUUGCUCAGCAGGAGGACGGAUCCUUCCCCUUCAGUACCUGCAAGAGGUUCAUAAGCUUGCCCACCAAUAUGAAUUGAAGAUACACCUGGAUGGUGCCCGGAUGCUUAAUGCUGCAGUGGCCCUGGGAGUCCUGCCAAAUCAAAUCACCCAGCACUGUGAUUCCGUCACUUUGUGUCUCUCUAAGGGUGUGGGCGCACCAGCUGGGGCCCUGCUAGCCGGACAGAGAGAAUUCAUUGUCGAAGCCUGGCGUGUGCGGAAGCUUCUCGGAGGUGGGAUGCGCCAAGCGGGGGUUCUGGCAGCAGCUGCCCUUGUUGGAUUGAGACACAUGGAGGAAAUACUGCAGAGGGAUCACACCAAUGCUAGAAGCUUUGCUGAAGGAGUCUGCAACCUUGGAUCUCCACUCUGCUCUGUAAACCCAGCCUCUGUGGAGACCAAUAUCGUCAUGAUGACAACGCCAGCACCUUGGCUAGGUCCUGCCAAACUAUGUGAGCUCAUGGAAGCUGUGAGUGCAGAGGAAGUUGCUACCACAGGCCAAGCCAUUAGUGUGCGGCUUUUCCCAUGGGGUGAGCGUUCCCUGCGUGCUGUCUGGCACUGUGAUGUCUCUGCUCAUGACACGCAGUUGGCUGGGAACAAGUUGUGUUUUGUACUGGACAAGUGUGAGUGGGAACGUACACAUGUAUGCUGAAGCCUGAUGUAAAUUGGCAUUUCUGAGAAUGUAUGUAAACCUGUGAUUGGUCAGUGCUGGCUUGGCUAGAGGAGGUAGGAGCCAUAACAUACUAGCACAGGUACAAAGAAAAGCUGGUGUUCAGGGCUUCUGUUCCAGCUCAACCACUCUUUCAUCUUUACUGGAAACAUUGCUGGAUAUUUGGCUGAAUCAACCCAUGACAAAAAGCCAACAGCCUCUCUCUUCCAUUAUAAAAAUAAACAGCUUUCCACAUAAGGGGCUCUAGUCACCGUUGAAGGAGAGGUUUUAUAAAAUUAUGUAUCACACAUGACACCACCAAACUGGCAAAGAUGUAUAAAACUGUUUCAAAUAAGUGUUGGAAAUGCGACCAUCAAGAGAGGACAUUUUAUCAUUUGUGGUGAACUUGUGGGAAAGCAAAACAAUUUUGGAGGUCUACUUAAUAAUUCAAAAGAUUUUAAAGACUAAUGUACAAAAGAGGCUUAUCUGUUGGGACUUAUGAACAGAUCUUUGGAAAGAGAACGUGGAACUUUGUUUUUAUACGUGACAGCAGCAACAAGAAUAGUAUAUGUGCAGAAAUGGAAAAGCUAUUUCUACAAUUGAUUAAUAGUGGGUGAAAGUGUCAGAGCUGGCCAAGUUAAUUUCAUUACUUAAAGAAAAGAACUUAACUAAGUCCAUCAAUAAUUGGAAUCCUGUGAUAGUAUAUCUAGACCAAAUAGAAAAAAUAAAUUGAUACCUAGUGAUUUUGAAGGUUAAGGACUGUUGAAAUAAAAUCCAAUACAGAAAAGUGAGACUUUUUAUUAAUAAUGGUGGUAAAGAUUUAAUUUCAUUUUGAUGCUUAAUGGCCAAGUGCUGAAAGUGUAGGAUUUAAGGGUUAAUAUUCAGUGUAGAAGAAAUUGGAAAUCUAUAUGAAAUAAAUACUUUAUAAUUUGGUGAA